Messenger RNA from Uncinocarpus reesii 1704, 1635 nucleotides. RefSeq lists its product as uncharacterized. The record is from RefSeq and is a predicted model, not a curated record. Gene Ontology annotation, molecular function: transmembrane transporter activity. Gene Ontology annotation, biological process: transmembrane transport. NCBI's taxonomy places the organism in Eukaryota, Fungi, Ascomycota, Eurotiomycetes, Onygenales, Onygenaceae. Bases 1 to 1635 code for a protein of 544 amino acids. The transcript has a single exon.
AUGGCAGCAGAAGAAGAAGGAGAGCAAGGCGCUCCCAACCAGACAACGACACCAACGAAGAAAGACUGGCGCUUUUGGGCUAUUUUUCCAGCUCUUUGUAUGACUACGUUUCUCUCGUCGCUCGAUACCUCCAUUCUCUCGACGGCACUUCCGACCAUCUCGAAGGAGCUACACUCUGGAACGCUCUAUAUAUGGAUUACAAACUCGUAUCUAUUCUCGUCAACGGUCGUUCAACCUCUUUUCGGUCAGAUGUCCAACAUCUUUGGUCGCAGAUGGCUUAUGAUUCUUUCUGUAGUCUGGUUCGCUCUUGGGAGUGGGCUGGCAGGAGGCGCCAACGGAAACACCUUGAUCAUCAUCGGUCGAACUGUCCAAGGAAUCGGUGGUGGAGGCAUCAACACGCUCAUCGAUAUCGUCAUAUCUGACUUGGUACCCAUGCGUGAGCGAGGCAAGUACGUUGCGCUGAUGGCAGCCAUUUGGGCUGUUGGCACAGUCGUGGGACCCGUACUGGGCGGUGCGUUGGCACAACAUGCCUCGUGGAGAUGGAUUUUCUACAUCAACCUCCCUCUAUCGGCGAUAUCCCUUGUCCUCCUCUACUUCUUCUUGAAGGUAUCCUAUCCGCGCGGUGACGACCUUCUCAAGCGGCUUUCCCGGGUAGAUUUCGUUGGCAAUAGCAUUCUUGUCGCCGCCGUUGUCUCCAUCCUCCUGGCUUUAACCUGGGCCGGCUCGAUCUAUCCGUGGUCGUCCUGGAGAAUCAUUCUGCCACUUACCCUUGGAUUCCUAGGGAUGAUCGCUUUCUACGCACACCAAAUGUCGCGUUUCUGCCUUGAACCGUCAAUUCCCCUGCGUUUGUUCCCCAAUCCAACGUCUUUAUGCGCUUUGAUACUCGGGUUCCUUUUGUCAAUUCUAGUUUAUUGGGUCGGCUACUUCCUGCCGAUUUAUUUUCAAGCCGUGCUGGGCACCUCCGCCACCAAAUCAGGUCUCUAUGUUCUUCCAAUCACUGGUGCCAUCACGCCAUUCGGUAUCGUGGCUGGUAUCUUGAUUGCAAAAACGGGUAAAUACCGGGCACUCCAUUUUAUCGGGUUCGGCCUCAUGUCGCUAGCAGUGGGGCUUUUCUCCCUUCUCGACAGCCAUUCAACAACAGGUCUUUGGGUAGGCCUCCAAAUACUCUUCGGGGCUGGAGCAGGGCUCAUUUUCUCGAGUACACUACCCCCUAUCCAAGCAUCCGUUGGCGAGGCCGAUAUGGCCACUGCUACCGCGACCUGGGCCUUUAUGCGCAGUUUUGGCUCCGUAUGGGGCAUAGCGAUCCCAACUGCCAUUUUCAACGAUAAGAUAGAAUCGCUACUGUUUAGAAUCAGCGACCCGUCCCUACGCCAGCAGCUGUCUAGCGGCGGCGCCUAUGCUCUAGCAAGUGCUGGCCUGUCGACAAUGUUGGGCUCCAACCCGAAGUUAUUGGCUGAAGUGAUUGGAGUUUACGUGGAUUGCUUGCGUUUUACCUGGCUUCUGGCCAUCCCUUUUGGUGUUGUUGGUUUCUUGCUGUGCUUUCCAAUCCGUCAAUUAGAGCUCUCUACGCAUUUGGAGACAGAGUUUGGUUUGCAACAAGCGGCUUCGGAAGAAAGAAGAGAUUCUGCGUCUUGA